Molecule: messenger RNA, 2109 nt
Organism: Mercurialis annua (annual mercury)
Lineage: Eukaryota; Viridiplantae; Streptophyta; Magnoliopsida; Malpighiales; Euphorbiaceae
Exons: 3
Coding region: 1-2109 (702 amino acids)
Source: RefSeq, a predicted model, not a curated record
AUGCAGCAGGAGACAACAUAUGUAUCGUUGCCUUUGUUAACUGAACAGGUUUCAGCAGUUUCUGGUCCGACGGGUGGGAAUUCUCAGCUGCCAUAUUUUAAACGUAGAGGAACUGUUAAUGACGAGGAUCGGCAGCUUGAACGGAACUCAGAAGAGCAGGCUACUACAGUUGACUUAGCUCAGCUGACUAUGAGAAAUUUACGAAGGCCGGUUAAGAAAAUUGAUUACAAAGACAGUUUGCAAACUGCUUCAGGUACUCAAUUUGAAACUGAAAAUGAGAUGUCGGAUGGGGACUUUCAGAAAAUGAACCGAAUUUACAAUAAAGAAAACAGAUUUUCUGUUUUGAAUGCGCAGGAUGAGGCAACUAAAACAUGGGAUAUUGGGAAUGCGAUUGGAAUUCUACCGACAAAAGAUAAGGAUCUAACUGGUGGUUUGUUGAAUUCUAGGAAACAGAAAUUUAUUCGGGACAUGGUUUCUGCUAAUAAGUUGGCUUUCAUGGGGUUAGUAGAGUCUAAGAAGGAAUUAGUUGAUGAUUUCCUUCUUAGAAAAUUAUGGCCGAAUUUAGAUUUUGAUUUUGCUUUUGUCCCUUCUUGUGGUGCCUCUGGGGGUCUUUUACUCAUAUGGAAUACUGCUUUGAUGAAGAAUGUUGUGGUCGGCAAAGGAAAUCAGCGUUCGAUUUUUUGGAGGGAAUUGGGCACGUUGUUGUCUUUUGGAGGAACUAUUAUUGUUAGUGGUGAUUUUAAUGAAAUUUUAAAGCCGGAGGAGCGUGUUAAUUGUGUGGAUUUCUCUCCUUCAAUGCUGGAGUUAGCGGAUUUUGUGAACAAUUUGGAGUUGUUGGAUUUGCAUUUACAAGGUAGAUACUUUACCUGGCAAAAUUCAAUUUCAAAAUCGCGUAUUGAUAGAUGUAUGAUUUCUGCGGAUAUGGGUAUGAGUUGGCCUGACAUGACGCUUACUGCUUUGCCUAGGGGUCUGUCUGACCAUGUUCCUAUCUGUUUUAAGUCUGCAAAAAUAUUUGAUUGGGGUCCUAAACCGUUUAGGUCUGUUGAUGCAUGGUGGGACCAUGAUGAUUUCGAGAAUUUUAUUUUAGCAGCUUGGAGUAACUGUUCUUCUUUGAAUGUUGUUCAUAAUUUGAAAGACUUGCGCAGACAAUUAAAGAAUUGGAAUCGGGAUGUUUUUGGGGAUCAGAACAAGCGAAUUAGUGAGAUUAGUGCAGACAUACACGAGAAAAAAAUGUCUGCCGAUGCUGGGUUAUUAUCGGCGGCAAAAGUUGAUGAUCUUGCUAACCUCAAGUCUGAACUGUGGAAAGCAGAAAAGAGAAUUGAAUCUCUGUGGAGGCAAAAGUCAAGGCUGAAAUGGAAUUUAGUAGGUGACAGAAAUACUAAAUUUUUCCAUAGUAUUGCUUUUAUGCAUUAUAAAAACAAUACAAUUUCUUCAGUUCAGGUGGGUGAGGUUGUAUAUUCAGAGCCUAAAGACAUUCGCUUCCAUAUUUGUUCUUUUUAUAAUUCUCUUUAUUGCAAGUUGUCGUCGAUUACCUUUACUCUCGCAGGUCUUGGUUCUAUGCGAUUGUCGACAGCUCAGGGGGUGCUUCUCACUCGGCCUUUUAAGGAAGAAGAAAUUGUUCGAGCUCUUUGCUCUUGUAAUGAGAAGAAAGCAUCGGGACCAGAUGGGUUUAAUUUCUACUUUUAUAGGAGAGCUUGGCCUUUUUUGAAACCGGCAAUUCUAGGUCUCUUUACUUCCUUCUUUAAUGAUGUUACUUUGCCUCAAGGAAUUAAUUCUUCUUUUAUGGUUUUGAUUCCUAAAGUCCCAGGAUCAUCAAACAUCAAGGAUUAUCGACCUAUCAGUUUGGUCAAUGGCCUCUACAAACUGCUUUCUAAAGUGCUUUCUUUAAGAUUGGCACCUCAACUGUCCAAUAUUAUCUCUGAGAAUCAGCAUGCCUUUUUAAAAGGUAGGAGCAUUUUGGAGUGUUCUAUGAUUUCUAAUGAGCUGGUUCAUAAUGCUGUCAGAAGAAAAGAUAAGGUUCUUGUCCUAAAACUUGACUUUCAAAAGGCAUUUGACAGUAUUGAUUGGGGUUAUCUUUUGUCCGUUAAGAAUUGUAUGGGUUUUCCAUAA